AUCGAGUUUUAUAAGAGAAAUGUCUGCCAGGCCAGAGAAUUUCCUUUAGUUUUAAAUUGGUCUUUUUUCGUGGAAAUAAUUGUGAAUUUUGCCAGGUUUUUAAUCGAAAUGGUUUCAUUCAAGUGUUCGGUAUAGAAUUUUCCAGUUUUGCAAGGUAAUUUAACGUUUUUAAGUCGAUUAUUUGCCUGGGUCCUCCACGAGGUCGCCAUUUUUCUUUUAUUGUUGUCGUUGUUUGGUUCGGCCUAGUUUAAUUGGAAUUUUCUUGGGAAUUUUAAUGAAAAAUGGUUUAUUUAAUUAGUUGAAUCCUUGUAGAAUGGUUUGGGCUUGAUUUAAAAGUAAAGAAAGAAAUGUCCGUAUAUUGAUUGAUAAAACAUAAUGGCGCAAUAUUACGAAGUAGUGAGCGAUGGCACCGUGGACCAGACGCAUCAAUUUUUCAAUGGAAAUCAAGACAAUGAGGGCAAUGAAAGACCCCAAGUGGAAUACAUACAAAUUGCUGCCGAGAAUUCACCUCAAUUCCAAACACAACAGGUCCUCCUUUCUGGCGACCAGGUGAUGGUAUUAGACGGUACCCAGCAGCAAAUCCAACGAGUCGUCAUCGAUCAGGGCCACACAUUUGCGACAAGCUCUCAACAAUUCAGCACCAUUGUUCAAAGCUCGUCCAUGAACAGUCACCAGCGCUCCCAAAUCUAUUACGUAGAAGCUAGCAGCUCUGACAACGUACAGAGCGUGCAAACGUCGCAAGCCCAAGUCCAACCUCAGCCCAUAGUUUUGAACCAUCAAAUGAGUGCUACUAAUACCAACCCUAGGCAAGGGGCUCCGGUUCAGCGUUUGCAACUCAGAGCACCGGUGAGGCAAACCCUGGUUCAACAAACAAGACCUUUAUCGUUGACUACAAGACAAGCAGUACCGCAGUUGGUGAGGACUCAACAGCAACCUGCACCUGCCAGAAAUAUGUCGCCUCAAAUACAAAUGAGAGUUAGAACUGCUAGUCCGCAGGCCAAGUUGCAGCAGAUUCCACAACAGUUGCAACAACAUGUACGACAGACGCAGGCGCAAUUAAAUCAGCAAGCUAAAGCACAAUUUACCCACCAGAAACCGCAAACCUCAACGCAAGAUAACCAGCAGGCCCAAGCUCAACUGCUAGGGAUGAACCGGACAAAUAAUUUACAAAAGCUACAACAUCAACAAGCUCAGCAACAGAGACCUCAGAUGGCUCCACAGCCUCAGCAAGUCGCGCAACAUCCUCAGCAAAGUGUGCAACAGCCUCAGCAAGUUGUGCAACAGCCCAAACAAAUGGUGCGUCAACAGCAGGUGGUUGAGCAGCAAUCGCAAAGUCAGAGUCAAUUUCAAAAGAUAUUGAGCGAAUAUCAGCAAAGUAGGCAACAGCAGAAAGCUAAAGCUCAAGAAGCGGAGUUAGAUGAUCAUGAUCCAUCAAUGAAUAAUACGCCUAGUGGACAGAUUGCUACUUAUAAAAAAUUAUUGGAGCAGAGGCCCCUUGCCAAAAAUACUAUUCUUUCCAGGCUACCAAGUAACAUCAAAGUAACCCAAACGUCUCAACAUCAAUCUCAAACCAUUGACGAAGUGGUCAACCAGUUCAAUCAAUCAACAUCGCAACAACAGCCAAUCCGUCAGCCACAACAGCAACUUCAACCUGUCCAGCUGUUGCAACAACAACAACAACAACAACAACAUCAGAUUGUCCAACCCAGCGUGGAACCUGCCAAUCCAAUUCUGCCCAAUAUAAUCACGAAAAGAGCCAGAGCCGCGCCCAGACCUCGAAAUCCAACUGCAGUCGCUCGAGGACCUCCUGGCAGUACUCCCAAUGCUAUAAGAGUUCCAAGACCGCCAAUGGUUCAUCGUCAAUUUAAUAACGAAAACAAUGGGCGAAUGGUUGUGCCUCCUCAACCCCCAGCAGGUCCCAGAUUUGUACUUAACCAACAGCAACAUCAACUUUUGCAGAGAUUUGAAAAUCAACAACGCUCACAAUACAAUCAACAAGCUGCGCAACAGUCCGCUUCCUACCAAGAUCAGAAUUUGCCAAUUCAACAAAAUGGCGUUUCUUCUACUGUCAAUCUAACGCCGCCACGCAAUACCAUGAUACAGCCGCGCAAUGUCCAGACGCAACACCGCAACAAUCAAUCGCAAAUGAACUAUUUGAUUACACAUUCGAAUACGGGUAGGCAUCCCCAAGGAAAUACGCCUUACAACUUGUCCCAAACUCAGUUGCAACAAAUUAUCAGCAUGUUUAAGGAUAAUGCUGAAAAUAGAAUGGCAGUUAUUCCUGAUGAAAACGACGAUUCUAUUAAAAUGUUGGUUCUAUUGGAAAAUGGAGAACAACGCCUGAUUACAUUUACUUUGCCCAAAGAAGCUUGUACUAUACAAGAGAUUUUGGAAGAAGUAAAUGUUCCUUUUACUUCAGAUACUGACAUUCAAGUAUCAGAAGUUGACGUUGAAAGCCUUAAUUAUGUGGUGACAGUUGGCAACAUUGCAGAAAUUACUUAUGGCAUUAUUAAUAAUGAGGAACCACUGCCAGAGCCGGGUCUUGUUGAAAACCUACAACAGAAUUCUAGAGCUCAUUAUCAUCAGCAGCCAAAGCUUCCGUUGCUUGCAUCUGGGCCGGUUCUGCCUCAGCCGGAACCACCAAAACCACCCAGUCCUGAACCACCUAAAUUGAUUCCUGGAAAAUUGGCUGUUUGCUUCAUUUGCGGUUAUACUGGAGAGGAUUUCAAUAAGUGCACAAGGUGCUCCAGAAAAUUGCCAGACAACGUAAGAUCCGUCGAUGCGAAUGUGGACUUCAUCCAAAAAGACAUCCUAAAACCUCAAAUAAAAAUCAAUUUGAGUCCGCAAUCCAGCUGCAGCCCAAAACAAGACAACCCAGCUAAAGCGCCGUUGCCAGCCAAAAAGAAAAUUACCAAGCCGAAAGCUGUAGAAAACGAAUCUGUGGUUAUCAGCUCUGAUGAAGAAGAAGACUACAAGAGACCAGCUAGAUUGGUCAGUGAACAACUUUUAAACAAACUAGGAUCGUCAAUAUCUAUUUCUCCAAUCACAAAAGAACCUUCUUUGUCAGAAAUCAAGAAACAUGUGAGAAAGUUUUGCAUUGAGGAUUUGAAACCGUGCAGAAUAGGAAUAAAAUGCAGAACAAUUCGCAUUGGCUCUUAUCGUUUUGAAGUUAAAGACGAUAUCAUACUGGAUUCCAAGUGUAUCGUUAUUAAAGCACCUGUACGUGAUAGUAACGAAAUUAAAACCAUAAGAAUCGACCGUGGCGACAUUAUAAAAGUUCUGGUUUGCUAUCACAAGUCUUUGCCCUUGAUGUUUUUCUAUUUGAACAGCGACGCCGCCCCAGUUAUCAGGGACAUGUUAAAUUUAACAAAGGACAGUGGGUGCUUUUUUGAUCCUCUCGAAGACAAGGAGGUUUCCUACAGAAACAUCACAGUGCUUUCUGACAAUAUCGAUGAAGACCUGAAGCCUACUUUGCAACUUCUUUAUGGUGGGGCCCCUGCUAGUAUCAUUGAUGAGCUUUCCCUGAAGGAAGCUAAUGAUAUUUUGAUGAAGUCUUGUCCUAGAGAUGCGGUGGUGAAACUCGAAUCCCAAGCUGAAAUGAAGCAUCUUUUGAUUUAUCCCAAAGAAGGCCCAAACAGAUUGAGCAUCAAUACUGAGGACUAUGUUUGUUUGGCUGCAGAUCAAUUUUUAAACGAUAAAAUUAUAGAUUUUUACUUGACCUAUUUGUGGGAACAUUUGCCUCAAGAGCAACAAAGAAAAGUACAUGUUUUUUCCACGUUUUUCUAUAAAAGACUCACUUCGAAAGCUAUGAAGGUUGCCAAAAAAUCUAAUCCUAAUGAAACUGAAACCCUGACUGCGGCAGAAAAACGUCACGCUAGAGUUAAAAAUUGGACUAAGAAAAUCAACAUAUUUGAAAAGGAUUUCAUUAUUUUGCCCAUUAAUGAGAGCGCACAUUGGUUUUUGGCCAUUAUUUGCUUUCCUGGUCUUAAGGGACCUGAAACUUUCGAAGGGGUACCUUACGUUGCCCCAUUACGGAAAGCAAAAGUCACCAAAAAGAAAAAAGUUUGCAAUAAAAGUCAAAAAAACGUAGAAGAAGUCAAAAAAGAAAUUCCCAUCAUUUGCGAUGAGCCACUGAGUGACAAAGAUGAAGCUGAAAGUGAAGACUCAGAACUGGUAGAAUCUGAUGAUUCCGAAGAGUCGAUAGCAGCCAUUGCUAUUGCUGCAGCCGCUGCAGCACCCGCGGCCCCUUUGCCUUUACCAGGCAAAAGUAAAGCUCAACCCAAAGUACCCAUCAAACAGCCUUGUAUUUUAAUUUUUGAUUCCUUGGCUGGUCCUAGUAGAAACAGAGUAAUAGCUACCUUGAGAGACUACUUAACGUGCGAGUACAAAACUAAAAUGGAAACUGAGCGAGUUUACAAUAAGGAUGUCAUCAAGGGUUCUUGUUGCAAAGUUCCCCAGCAAACUAACUUCACUGAUUGCGGCUUGUACGUGCUACAAUAUGUAGAACAAUUUUUCAAAGACCCCAUCACAGAUUACAACACACCAAUCAAAGGAAUCAAGGAUUGGUUUGAGGAAAUUGUUGUUACAAAAAAAAGGGAGGAUAUUUGCAACUUGAUCAAGGAUUUGAUGGUUGAGAAUGGGACUGAUACGAAAAUCUUGCCUGAAAUUGCGUUGCCAACUUUAAAUGGCAAAGUAAUUGAACGUCCCGAAUCGGAACACGAGCACAAUCACGAAAAUCCUGAAGACCAAGAAGACAUGUUCACAGACAUAGAAGAUUCGGAAUUGAUGGCUGAAGCAAACGCCUCGACUGUAGACCAAAAUCAAAGCACAAUGGAAGAAAUGGAACCGGAAGAGGAAUGUCAAGAGGAAGCGUCUUCAAACGAGGACCAAUCGUCUUACGAAAAUUCUUGGCCGUCGCCAAUCAAACCGUCGGAAUGUAGCUUGGAAGAAAAAUCGGAUAUCGUGGCGACAAGUGGAAGUUUGAGGCCGACUUUGAGCGAAUUUUCUAAACAAACUAGCAGUAAAGCUACGUUGAACUAUUUAAAAUCUAUACGUAUUGAUAGGCAUAAGGUUCCGAAUGAUGAACCUGAUUUUAAAAAGACUAAACUCGUGUAAAUAUUAGUUGUUUCAUUUUGUUUUAGAUAUUAACGGCUGUUCUUUAUAGAUAUUUAUGAUAAUCAUUUCGAUAGUUUAUUAAGUUUUUUUCGAGUUAAUAGGUCUGUUUCUACAGUAAUCACAAACCAGUCAGAGUGAAUUUUAUUGGUUGAAACUAGUUUUUUGACUGUUUCUAACUGUUUUCAACCAAUGAAAUUCGCUCUGACUGACUUGUGAUUUCUGCAGAAACAGACCUAAUAGUACACCUCUUAGUUUUAGUUUUUGCUAUUCAAAAAAAAUAAUAGUUUUAUUUUCGAACUUUCAAAAAAAAAAAAAUGGCAAAAUUUGUAAAGAAAUUUAAUUUUAAUUAUUUUAUAUUUCCUGAUAAAUAAAAAAACAAUUAGUUGUUAUAGGUAUAUUGUUUAUUAUUAUUAUUAUAUAUU
Ceutorhynchus assimilis (cabbage seed weevil) is the source of this 5537-nucleotide messenger RNA. Lineage: Eukaryota; Metazoa; Arthropoda; Insecta; Coleoptera; Curculionidae. The record is from the annotation of a GenBank genome assembly.